Messenger RNA from Arabis nemorensis, 1020 nucleotides. The record is from the annotation of a GenBank genome assembly. Lineage: Eukaryota; Viridiplantae; Streptophyta; Magnoliopsida; Brassicales; Brassicaceae.
AUGUCUGAAUCAAGGAUCUUAGCCUCAUCACCAAUGUUGCUGAUUCUUCUCAACCUUCUAAUAGCUUCCUUCUUCGACACUACAGCUGCACAAAUCGGAGUAUGCUACGGGAUGCUAGGCGAUCCUCGGCCAAAUCCAUCGGACGUUGUAGCUCUUUACAAGCAGCGGAACAUUCAGAGGAUGAGGCUUUACGAUCCUAACCAAGAGACUCUCACCGCUCUCCGCGGCUCCAACAUUGAGCUUAUCCUUGACGUUCCUAAACCAGACCUCGAACGUAUCGCCUCCAGCCAAACGGAGGCUGACACGUGGGUCCGCGACAACGUCAAGAGCUAUGAUGGCGUCAGAUUCCGGUACAUCACGGUUGGAAACGAGGUGAAACCCUCAGAGCCAGCUGGAAGGUUUCUGUUCCAGGCGAUGCAGAACAUCGAGAAAGCGGUUUCUGAAGCAGGCCUAGGGGUCAAGGUCUCGACAGCUAUAGACACCGGAGCUACCAUGGACACGUAUCCACCGUCGAACGGAAGAUUCAACGAUGAGUAUAGGAGCUUUCUCGAACCGGUUAUAGGUUUCUUGGUAAGCAAGCAAUCUCCUUUGCUUGUAAAUAUCUACCCUUACUUCAGCUACACGGGAGACAUGACCAACAUCCCUCUAGACUACGCUCUGUUCACCUCCAAAUCCCCUGUCACGGACAACCAGUACUCAUACAAUAACCUCUUCGACGCAAAUCUAGACUCGGUUUACGCGGCAUUGGAGAAAUCGGGUGGCGAAUCGUUGGAAAUCGUGGUGUCCGAGAGCGGUUGGCCCACGGAGGGAGGACCCGGGACGAGCGUGGAGAAUGCGAGGACUUAUGUUAACAAUUUGAUACAACAUGUGAAGAAUGGAUCUCCGAGAAGGCCAGGGAAAGCUAUAGAGACUUAUAUAUUCGCUAUGUUCGAUGAGAAUCAGAAGAGUCCUGAGUUUGAAAAGUUUUGGGGGAUGUUUCUUCCUAAUCAACAGCCUAAGUAUGAUGUUAAUUUCGACUAA